Molecule: messenger RNA, 506 nt
Organism: Myotis daubentonii (Daubenton's bat)
Lineage: Eukaryota; Metazoa; Chordata; Mammalia; Chiroptera; Vespertilionidae
Gene: IL13
Product: interleukin 13
Exons: 4
Coding region: 35-433 (132 amino acids)
Biological process (GO): immune response
Cellular component (GO): extracellular region
Molecular function (GO): cytokine receptor binding
Source: RefSeq, a predicted model, not a curated record
CUGCUCCUGCUCCUGCUGGUCUGCUCGGGGCUCCAUGGCGCUCUGGCUGACCCUGGUCAUCGUUCUCACCUGCUUUGGCGGCCUCGCCUCCCCGGGCCCUGUGCGCCCCCUCACGGUCGUCAAAGAGCUCAUUGAGGAGCUGGACAACAUCACCCAGAAGGUGAGUGCCCCGCUCUGCAAUGGCAGCAUGGUGUGGAGUGUCAACCUGACAUCUGGCUCGUACUGUGCAGCCUUCGAGUCACUGAUGAACGUCUCCGACUGCCCCGCCAUCCAGAGGACCCAGAGGAUGCUGAGCGCUCUGUGCCCUCGCAAGCCCUCAGCCGGGCCGGCCUCCAGCCCGCCCGUCCGCGACACCAAGGUGGAAGUGACCCGGCUUGCCAAGGACCUGCUGCAGCAGCUCAGGAAGGGUGUUCGCCAAGGGAAGUUCGAAUGAGAGCAACAGCGGGAACCGCUGGCCUCCCUGUUGGCAGAGCUGACCCACCCAUUUGAGUUGCAGAUUCGUUUUC